AGAUUGUCAUUCUGUUUGGGUGCAGUAGCUGGAAAAAUGGCAGCUGAUACAGGGAGAUACCGGAGUGCUGUUAGCAAAAGCAAAGACCCUUCAGGCUUACUUAUCUCUGUUAUAAGGACCCUGUCCAGCAGCGAUGACAAGCAGGACAGAGAGACGGAGAAGGGCCGCCUGGAGGAGGCGUUUGAGAAGUGCGACCGGGACCUGGAUGAGCAGAUCGUCCAACACUACGCUGAGCUGACCACCGCCAUCCGCACCUACCAGAGCAUCACCGAGAGAAUCACCAGCUCCCGUAACAAGAUCAAAGGGGUGAAGGAGAACCUGCUGUCCUGUAAGAUGCUGCUCCACUGCAAGAGGGAUGAACUGAGGAAGCUGUGGAUCGAAGGCAUCGAGCACAAACACGUCCUCAACCUGCUGGACGAGAUCGAGAGUAUCAAGCAGGUCCCACAGAGACUGGAGGCCUGCAUGGCCAGCAAGCACUACCUGCACGCCACCGACAUGCUGGUGUCAGCGGUGGAGUCUCUGGAGGGCCCCCUGCUGCAGGUGGAGGGUCUGGGGGACCUGCGUCUGGAGCUCCACAGUAAGAAGCUCAACAUCCACGUGGUCCUCAUCGACGAGCUGCACCGGCACCUCUACAUCAAGUCUACCAGCCGCCUGGGGACCAAGAACAAGGACAAGAACCAGGGACGCCACGGGGGCUCUACAACCAAAGACACGUCCCCUCUGCCCCAGCUGGACGUCAGCAGCCUGUCCAGCCCUCGCAAGCUGAUGGACUCCUCCCAGUUCAGCACCCCAGGGACCACCAGCAUGCGUGAGCUGCAGGCGCACCACGAGGCCCGCGAGGACCCUGACGUGCACCCGGAGGAGAACACCCAAGAGUUCAUGGGCGUCCUCAUCAAAGGCCUGGCCAAGCUCAAGAAGAUCCCUGAGGCUGUCAAGGCCAUCAUGGAGCGCCUGGAGCCUGAGCUGAAGCAGAUACUGAAGAGAUCCACUACCCAGAUAGCAGAUCACGCCUACCAGAGAGGAGAGAACCUAGCCACAGAGAGCCAGCCCAGGCUGCUGCUGGAACUGCUGGAGCUGCUGUUUGACAAGUUCAACGCGGUGGCUGCGGCCCACAGUGUGGUGCUGGCCCACCUGCAGCAGAUCGUGGUGUCCCCCAACGGAGCCCAGGAGGGCAUCAAGCUCUAUGAGCUAGCCGACGUCUCUGCUAAGAUCCAGACCGUGCUCCAGGUUCUGUUGAUGGACUACCUGGAUGUGAAGAACACUAAAAGUGCUGCCGAGCCCUCUGCCCAGCUCACCUACGCCAGCACCGGCAGCGAGUUCGCAGCCUUCUUCGCCAAGAAGAAACCCCAACGUGCCAAGCAGUCCCUCUUCAAGUUUGAGUCGUCGUCUCACGCCAUCAGCAUGAGUGCCUACCUGAGGGAACAGCGGAGAGAGCUGUACAGCAAGAGUGGAGAACUACAAGGUGGUGCAGAUGAUAACCUGAUCGAAGGAGGAGAGAUGAAGUUUGUCUGUAAACCUGGAGCCAGGAACAUCACAGUGAUCUUCCAGCCUCUCCUCAGGUUCAUCAAUGAGACAGAGCAGAACAUGGAUUCACCGGGGCAGGCCAAGCAGUGCCAGCUCCGGACCUUCCUGACCUACUACAUCAACGACCUGUUCCUGCACCAGGUCAGAACAGAGAUCAACAAGGAGAUCCGGGCCGUCAGCAAGACAGCAGACCCACUGAAAGUCCUGGCUAGUGCCGAUACUAUGAAGGUCCUGGCGGUGCAGAGGCCCCUGCUGCAGAGCACAGUAGUCGUGGAGAAGUCCAUCCAGGACCUGAUGACUCUGAUGCAGGACCUGAGUGCCUACUCCAACCAGUUCCUGGAGAUGGUCUGUGACAAGCUGAAGGAGUACAAGGAGGUCUGCAACACCUCUUACAGGGGCAUAGUCCAGUGUGAGGAGAAGCUGACCAUCAGUGCGUCGUGGUCUAAGGACGAGGACAUCAGCCGACUGCUCCAGUCUCUCCCCAACUGGGCUAACAUGGCCCAGCCCAGACAGCUCCGACAGAAGAGAGAGGAUGAGGAGGACUUUACCAGGGCGGCGUUUGCCAAGGAGUCAGAGGUGCUGACGGGUAACCUGGGUGACAAGCUGAUCCCGCAGAACGAGAUCCUGCGUGACGUGAGCGACCUGAAGGCCCUGGCCAACCUGCAGGAGAGCAUGGAGUGGCUGGCCUCCAGACUCAAAGGCUUCUUCAUCAACCUGCCCCACGCUGCCAGUGGAUCUCCAGGCUCGGACCCCCAGGUGACCAAUGAGAGCGUCCGCAGCAGGGACCAGAUCCUCCAGACUCUGACUGACCUGUCCAGGGCCUUCCAGGACAUCGCUGACCGCUGUCUGCUGGUCCUCCACUUGGAGGUCAGAGUGCAUUGUUUCCACUACCUGAUUCCCCUGGCCAAGCAGGGGAACUAUGCCAUAGUGGCCAACGUGGAGAGCAUGGACUACGACCCCUUGGUGGUCAAACUCAACAAGGACAUCAGCGCCAUCGAGGAGGUGAUGGGCGCCGCGCUGCAGCAGCACAAGUUCCAGUACAUCUUUGAAGGUCUUGGCCACCUGAUCUCCUGUAUUCUGAUCAAUGGAGCCCAGUACUUUAAGAGGAUCAGUGAGUCUGGCAUCAAGAAGAUGUGUAGGAACAUCUUUGUCCUGCAGCAGAACCUCACCAACAUCACCAUGUCUAGAGAGGCCGACCUGGACUUCGCUAGGCAGUACUAUGAGAUGCUGUACAACGCUGCAGAUGAGCUGCUCAACCUGGUAGUGGACCAGGGCGUUCGCUACACCGAGCUGGAGUACAUCCAUGCCCUCAGCCUGCUGCAGAGGAGCCAGACGGGCGUGGGAGACCUGAGCACGCAGAACGUCCGGCUGCAGCGCCUCAAGGAGAUCAUCUGCGAGCAGGCAGCCUUCAAGCAGGCCACCAAGGACAAGAAGAUCACUACUGUUUGAGAGGGGGGACAUCGGGAGGCUGUUGUUGGCAAUGGUCUGUUUGUAUUACUGUCCAGUGUUUCUCAACCUCCUGUCUGGAUAAAGGGUUUAGAUUAAAGCUAGUAUUUCAGAGCUGACCUAGCAGUGUCAGCUAACCGUCUGAGGGACUGGUCAGCACCUCCACAGGGACUGGUGUUGAACUGGGUGUGUAAAAGUCCUAACUGAGUCUUCAUUAGAUCCCAUGGCAGACCGUAAAUAACCAUGUAAUAUGUUUUGGGGGUUGAGAUAAUGCUGGUAGGCUGUACAUUAAUUAGUUACUGAUUUAAGGGUUGAACUUAGUUACCAAUAUGUAUCUGUUGUUGUAACUCAUCUGUUUAUUCACUGGCAAGAAUGCAGCCAAUUCCUCAAGAAAUCACACACACACACACACACACACACACACUCUCCAACUUAAAAAAUGACUCCCUUCAAUCAUCCCAUAUGUGGUCGGCCCUAGUCUCACCUGUGGAGAAUGGGGGAAUUUUCUGAGAGUCUGGCUUUGGGGCCUUUCUCAUCUCAUUGUCUCAUUACAUCUAACUGCUGCUCUCAAUUACAGCUCUACCUCCAGCUCUCCCUCGUGGGCCCGCUGACUGUGUCUGCAAUACCAGAUGCCAGAUUAGACUGUCUAGAUUAUCACUUCUCUCCCCCUGCUUGUGGCCAUUUUGUGGCCAUUCUUCUUCCCCAAGGACAAAGAAAGGAAUUGGUUCCCCACCUCAGCUGUGGUUCACUCUAUUUUUCUCUCACUUUUAGAAUAAUGUAGAUUGGAUAUAAUGUAGCUAUAGCCGAUUCUGAUUAUGGUAUUUGCCACUGUCCUGAAAUGCAUUGACUGUGCUGCAGCGUUGAGGUGUACAUGUGUGCUAUGGGAUGAGGGCCAAUAUAUCCAGUACAAUUUAAGUGUGUAUUUUGUCCCAACACUCAAGGUCUUGAACUUAAUAGGGAUGUAAUUGCAAAUCACUACUCCCCUUCCUACCACUACAACUGUUAACUUCUGCUAGAACUAUUCUAAAGUGAAUACACUUGCAAGGAGUCACAAAUCAUUCCUUCCCCUGCAUCCCCUCAGUAUAUUUAGUUAAUUAACUCAGAGGAAAAGUACUUAACAAGAGCGGGGGAGGGAGGAAAGAGAACAGGAGAGAGUUGUGGCAGUGCUGCUCACCAGAACCCAGCGGAACCAUCCAUCAUAAUGACAUGUAGGCUGGGAUCAAUAUGAGCCUUGUGGUUGCCGGAGGGAUUGCCUCGUGCCAUAGGAACAGCAUUUGUUUUACUCAGCACACUCAAGACGUACACGUACACACACACACAAUAAAUACGUACUAUAUUACACACACACUAUGGAGGUCUCUGGCUUGCAGUACUCUGCACAACUGAUUUGUUUUUUUUCUGCUGAUUUGGGAACAAGGGAACACUCCAUCUGGAUUUAAAUGAUCCGGUAUAUCGGACCCCUAUACCCACAUUUUAAAUAAUGGGGAAACUCAUUGUAAAGAUAUACAAAUAUAUUUCACUUUUUUUUUUACGCUUUGCUUUAUUUGUUUGUUUACUAAGACAUGUUGUUUUGCACAUCUACAGUGUGUAAUAUGAGAGUGGUUUCAUGUCUGAUGAGUUUUUUCACAAACAUCUGAUAAGAAUGGAGGUUAAUGAGUCCCGGUGUGAUUUAAGGAUGUAUUUGAUCCUUUCUCCAUUGUCUGUUAAACAUCCCUUUCAGACCAACGCUUUGACUAUCAAUCCUUCACCCAAAUAAAGAAAGAUGACUUGCCAUUGUGUACACUGAUCUUGCUGAAAUAAAACCUCAAAAUUCCCCUGUG
Messenger RNA from Oncorhynchus nerka (sockeye salmon), 4790 nucleotides. RefSeq names its product exocyst complex component 4 (gene exoc4). The coding region runs from base 37 to 2973 and encodes 978 amino acids. The record is from RefSeq and is a predicted model, not a curated record. The transcript is spliced from 18 exons. Gene Ontology annotation, biological process: chemical synaptic transmission; Golgi to plasma membrane transport; exocytosis. NCBI's taxonomy places the organism in Eukaryota, Metazoa, Chordata, Actinopteri, Salmoniformes, Salmonidae. Gene Ontology annotation, cellular component: exocyst; synapse; growth cone membrane.